AUGGCAAUGCUUUCUUUGGGUAGAAGACAAAAACCGCUAGUAUUAGGUGCAGCAAUCAUAUUGCUUGUGCUCUUAGUUUCAGUUUCCUUUUCAUCAACGAAAAAUGCCAGUAUUUCUCCAAUUGUAGGAUCCUCAAAUUCAGGUUCCACUUCAGGGUCAGAUUCUGUCCACAAGGCCGAAUUCGGUGUUGGAGAGGCAGUGUCUCCUUCUAAUGAUGAUACGCUACUCUCUGGUGCUACCAUUGAACAAGACACGGUUAACCAAAACGUCAAGGCCAAACCACAUGUUGUUGGUAAUGAGAAAGUCGACACUAUUGCAGGCUCGGACGCCUCCCUAAAAUCCAAGGAGGAAAGUAUAGCCAAGGCAAAGGGCAGUAAGGAAAUCGAAAGUUACUCUGGAUCAUCAGAGAGUGAUGGAGAUACGCCGCUCAAGGAUACCAAAAUUCCUGCAAAGAAACCUGUAAAGGAUACUACCAAAGAUACCACAGCCAAGCCAUUGACAGACAAGUCUGCUGCUUCCGGUAGUGGUAAUUCCGGCUACGAGUAUGUAGUUAUGAUUGACGCCGGUUCGACUGGAUCGAGAGUCCAUGUCUACUCCUUUGACACGUCUGUUUCUCCUCCAGCUUUAAUGAACGAGGAAUUUAAGAUGUUAAAGCCAGGUCUCUCCUCCUUCGAUACUGACACUGUUGGUGCAGCAAAAUCGUUGGAUCCAUUGUUAGAAUUGGCUUUAGCUAGUAUUCCAACGGACAAACAGGGAUGUUCUCCUGUUGCUGUUAAGGCCACUGCGGGCUUGAGAUUAUUAGGAAAGGCAAAAUCAGAUGCUAUAUUGAAACAGGUCAGAAAACACCUAGAGGAAGACUAUCCGUUCCCUGUUGUUGAUGGUGAUGGUAUUUCCAUCAUGGAUGGAUCUGAUGAGGGUGUUUAUGCAUGGAUCACAACUAAUUAUUUAUUAGGUAACAUUGGCACUUCCAAGAAGCUAGACACAGCAGCGGUGUUUGAUCUUGGUGGUGGAUCAACUCAGAUUGUUUUUGAACCAACUGAUGGUGAUUCUUUAUUAGAAGGCGAACACAAGUACAACAUCGAAUUUGGUGGUAGGAAGUUUACAUUGUACCAAUAUUCACAUUUGGGUUACGGUUUAAUGCAAGCUAGAAAUAAGGUCAAUGCAGAGGUAUUGAAGUCCGAGAUGAAGACCGCCGGUAAAUCCAAAUUUGUUCCAUUGAAAGAAUCACAAAUUAAAAAUGCAGUUGCAGAUGUCACUAUUGAAAACCCAUGUGUUCCACCUGGUGUUACAGCAGAAGAUGUUAUAGUUGAACUAGAAAAUGGUGAUAAAUACGCAGUCACUUUUGUUCCACCAAAGAAAACAUCAUCCGAUAGUCUAGCUGGCCAAUGUAAAUUCUUAACUGACUCAAUCUUAAAUAAGGAUUUAGAUUGUGAGUCUGACUCGUGUUCAUUUAAUGGUGUUUACCAACCAUCCUUCAAAGACCAAUUCCCAUCAACUGCGGAUAUGUAUGUUUUCUCAUACUUCUACGAUAGAUUACAACCUAUUGGUAUGCCAGAUUCAUUCACCUUGAAGGAAAUGAAUGAUAUCAUGGAGUCGGUUUGUGCAGGUUCACACUUAUGGGACAAAUACUUUACCCAGGAGGCACAUAUCAAGGAAUUGGAGAACGAACCAUUGUGGUGUUUAGAUCUCAACUUUAUGACUUCCCUUCUGCACAACGGUUACGAUAUUCCUCUCAAGAGAGAAUUAAAGACUGCAAAGACUAUUGGUGGUAACGAGCUGGGUUGGUGUCUCGGUGCUUCAUUGCCGCUACUUGACAAGUCCAACUGGACUUGCCGUGUUACCAAGGAACUAUGA
This is a messenger RNA of Pichia kudriavzevii, 1854 nucleotides long. RefSeq lists its product as uncharacterized. Gene Ontology annotation, molecular function: GDP phosphatase activity; UDP phosphatase activity. Bases 1 to 1854 code for a protein of 617 amino acids. Gene Ontology annotation, cellular component: Golgi apparatus; membrane. The transcript has a single exon. NCBI's taxonomy places the organism in Eukaryota, Fungi, Ascomycota, Pichiomycetes, Pichiales, Pichiaceae. Gene Ontology annotation, biological process: protein N-linked glycosylation; nucleoside diphosphate catabolic process. The record is from RefSeq and is a predicted model, not a curated record.